ACUUCCGGGCUGUUGCUAGGCGGCCAUGGACCGCUUCGUGACGCGGCGGCCCCGGGCACAGGGCGGCCCCCGCCAACCGUGUCCGGUCCCCGGCGCCUGCCGCCAGGCCACGCUCGAGGCCCUCAAGAGAGUUGUGGUGAUAGAAGACAUAAAAAGAUGGAAAUCUAUGCUGGAGCUUCCCAGUCAAUCUAAGGAGAAUCUGAUUGAAGUCUUGGAGGAAUUAAAGAAGAAAUUACCUUCCAAGAAAGUAUUGCUUUCAACAAAAAUAGGUCACACUGUGAAUAAGAUGCGCAAGCAUUCAGACUGUGACGUAGCCAGGCUCGCAAAAGAAGUUUUCACUGAAUGGCGAACGUUCAUCAAAGACCAUGCAAACAGGCCGUCAAUAGAAGUCAGGAGCGAUGCCAAGACAGAGACUCUCAGAAAGAAUGCCCGGAAGCUGCUGUGCGAAGCUCUGGAACUAGAGAUUGAUCACCCGCUGGCUGAAAAUAUUGAGCGAGAAGUGUUUCAUCUCUCAUCCCGUCUCAUUAGCACACCAUAUCGCAGGACAGUGCGAGCCCUCGUCUUCACGUUAAAGCACAAACCUGACAUCAGGGCACAAGUCAGAACUGGCACGCUCCUAGUCGGCACCUUUGUAGAAAGCCAUAAGAAGUGCUGAGGAGGCCCAGUGCAGAAUGCGCAAUUCACCUGCCUGCGUCACAGGCUGGAUUUAGGAAUCCUUUCAGUUUUGAGGCAUGCGAUGAUGCUGGUAAAGUUAGUCCUUCUAUCCCACUGUAUACAUACAAUGUACCAGAAGCCAUGUGGGGCAAAUCCAGUGGGGGUGGAGGUGAUGCUGUAAGUUAUGCCUCUGGGUUGGUGUAAAUCUGAGGGUCCAAAAAUGGGUGAGGUUGCAGCGGGAAGAGCAGACUUAUUUCCUUCCUGCAAUUACUUCUCCUGCUGUGUGCCUACCCCUUCAGCUGCACAGCUCGAGGUGUCUCACCUACAUGUCACUUAGGCCACUGUUUAUUUCACAUCCAAAUCUGACUCGCCUCUCUCCAGUCAAGAGCCACAGUAUAAUUAGUGGAGCUUCUGAGAAGGAGCUGUUCUGUCCCGUACCUGCAGAAAGCACUGACCAGCUUCAUUUGUUAGUACUGAGACCUCUAAAUAUGCAGGUACUACCAAGGCUGACAGCUUAGCAAUGCAAAGUGGCUUGUUUUCACUCCGUUCUACAGGGUGGAGAACUUGAAACACCAUCCCUAGAGCUGGCUGGCCAGCAAUGCACUGGAUCCCCAAACCUCAUGUAUCUAAGGAUUGUGGCUUUCAGGUGAACCAGCUUGCAUUGUGCUGCGUUUGCUAGACAAAAUGCCCUUCUGCUGUGUAUUCUAAUGAGUAGCUCAUCAUUGCCAUUAAUAUCUCAUUCCUGAUUUACACAAGAAGCCUUGUCUUUCAUGAACUGACAGGAAAAUUUGUAAUACAUUCUCUAAAUAUAAUUAAGUAGGAAAGUAAAUAUUCUUUAUAUAAAAGCUGUUUUCCUCAAAAGGAACAAAGAAAUCAGAGCAAUUAUAUGAAUCAACUCUUCAACAAUAAACUGUGGGUUUUCUUAGAAAAAACAAACC
Molecule: messenger RNA, 1592 nt
Organism: Gavialis gangeticus (Gharial)
Lineage: Eukaryota; Metazoa; Chordata; Crocodylia; Gavialidae
Gene: TCEANC2
Product: transcription elongation factor A N-terminal and central domain containing 2
Exons: 4
Coding region: 26-655 (209 amino acids)
Biological process (GO): DNA-templated transcription
Cellular component (GO): nucleus
Source: RefSeq, a predicted model, not a curated record